Molecule: messenger RNA, 8116 nt
Organism: Tigriopus californicus
Lineage: Eukaryota; Metazoa; Arthropoda; Copepoda; Harpacticoida; Harpacticidae
Gene: pcx
Product: pecanex-like protein 1
Exons: 8
Coding region: 483-7913 (2476 amino acids)
Biological process (GO): endoplasmic reticulum organization
Cellular component (GO): membrane; endoplasmic reticulum
Source: RefSeq, a predicted model, not a curated record
UCUGCUGCAAAUACCGUGCUCGAACCUGCGCCUGCCGCUCUCCUGUCCGUCAGUCUAGCCAAGUGGUCGCCUGCAUCUCAUCUGCAUCAUCUUCCUUAUGUCAGCAGCACUUUGGCCACCCUCCUGGAUGGAAGAGAGAAGAGGCUCAUCCGAACAUCAAUAAUAGACUCGACCUCGUUCUCAGCCUGAGUUACUCUUCCCUUCACUUGGUCCCUCCUGUUGGUCCAGUGCUCGUGGUCCUCAGUCUCUUCUUACACCGGGAUGGCCUCCUCCCGCACCGUCCACCUUGGCCAGACCCAUUCCUAGCGAGAUAUCCAGCCAUCUUACUCAUCAACAUCGUCGGUCGGACGGCGUGCAAGACGAUCGUAUGGCUGGAGCGCCAUGUUCUGUGGCCCUGGAUCACGGCGGCCGUGGUUCCCACACGGCUCGACGACGCUUGAGUACAUAAGUCGUUUGAGGACGCCUACGGGUCGGUGGACCUGAUGGGUUCGCAGACGCUAGAACUGUUGCAGCAGGGGAUCUGGGCCUCCCUGACUGGAGGUUGGUACCAUGAUCCCCAGCAACCCGUACUCAGCAACACACUCCACCUGUAUCUUUGGUUGGCACUCUGGGCUUGCCCAUUUGCCAUUCAUGUGUAUUGCCCGCCCCCGACCUUAUACGUGUGGUUGGUGUAUGCCCUGGUUUUGUUGGUCGUGUUCACCAGCUUGAAAUUGCUCAACAUUCGGCUGCAUCGCAUGUUCGAUACCACGGCGUGCGUGGAAGAAGCGUGGACCCCACCGGGUCGAGCCAGCUUGGGUCGUCCACGGCCCCUAGAUAAGCGGGCCUUGAACGCACCGGCACAUGAGAGCGAGGUGGGAUUCGAGAUGCGCGAGAUGGGAUCCGGCACGCAAGUUCUGGCCACGUCCGUCGAGGGCAGUUCCCGAGCCUCCCUGGCCGAUCAUCCGGCUGGGUAUUUCCCUGCGGUCAAUUCCACCGCCGACCAUACUGCUAAGGAUGGGCCCGGUGUGCGGUCCGGGAGCACAUUUGACCUUAAGGUGGAUGUUCAUUCCAAGCCCCCAGAGAUGGGCCCCGCCGAAUCCGGUCCCACUUCAAACCAGGAACCGGUGCGCACCACCGCUCAAUCCGCAUCGGAUGACGUCGUCAUUGUGGUGGAUGACUCGCCGCCCGAUCAUGUCGAAGGACCGCCCGAACCCACCCCCACCUUGCCAGAUCAGCCGCUCAGUCUGGAAGAUCAGUCCAUCGGGUCGGUCGGGUCGAGUUUCAACACAUCCACUUCGGGAUUUCCAUCCGUGCAAACGGGCGGAGAAACGGCCAGCGUGUCCCACCAUCGGACCGAGCCUCGACGACGUUUCUCAAACUUAUCCAAUCUGGCUCAGAGUCUACCAAGUGCUACUUUUUCCACCACCUCCGGCUUUCCUGUGGCUGGGUCACUCGACUUGGCCACCUUGCGCAAUCGACCUCAUACGCAUUCUUCCUACACGGCUUUGAACCAAAAUCGUCGCUUUAAUCCGAGAACUCGAACUUCCAGAGCAGGCGUUUUACCACCCAGUGAGGUUGAAACUGAUGACCCUCGUGUCCGAGUUCGCCGGACUCGGUCGGCUUUGGAGACUAGCUCCACUGUGAAAGCUCGUCGGACUGCCACGCAAACUGAGCCGGAAAUGGUAGCCGCCGGUGAAUGUGAUAGUCAAAGUGACGAGGAGGAAUCCCGAUCACCUCUUCUAGUUCGCCAAAUCCCGAUUGGUGCCAACAAGCCUAUUGCUCGGAAGGGUGGCCCCAAUUGUGAGAACAACCGUGAUGAUCACGAUGGUGUCAGCUUACCUCAGCUGACGGCCAAUAACUAUUUGGGUGAAACCGGCGCCGACAUGGAUAUGGAGACGUUCGUGGCAGAGUUGGAAGACGCCACUAAUGCUUUAAUUCUGGCUGAUCAACAUUUGAAGGCUUAUGAAACUAGUGAUCCCCCGGACGAUUCCAAGGUUCCAUCUCGGACCAAUUCAUGGUCUCAAACUCCAAUGUAUAAUCGUUCUAGAAGGUCAUCAGGCCCUUACAUUUCAAUGAAUCAUGGUCGGCUAAAAAGACGGGAUCGUUCGUCCAGUUUGGAUCAUGAGCGACGGGAUAUCGUUCCCGAUCCUGAGCCCAUUGAUUCCCCUAACAAUCCCUUAGCCAGUGUUCACCCUUUGGAUUGGUUGUUCUCGGACAGUGAACCGGAACCCCCAAGUAGCCCCAAGAUGGUCGAGGGUGAUAGUGCGUCCAGGAACCGUAAAGAAUCUUCGAGUCAAGGUUCCAGUGGAACCGACACGGAAACACGAACCCUAUUGCCCCGGACCAAUCCCAAUGUGGGACCAAGCACGGUUUCUCAAUCCCACAGAGGAGCCAUUCCAAAGAAACGACCUGCCCCACCCAUCCCCUCUCACGAUACGCCCCUGCCAACCCCACAGACUGAUGUGGCGCCUCCAAGUUCUGUUGUCACAACAAGUGAACAACGUCCUCCGACUGAUGGAGCCGAAGAGUUUCGGGAAUGGCGGAGACGCGCGAUGAAAAAGCGAAGUUCGUCCCGGCAAAUUGAGGACAUAAGCCAAGAACAGCCCGAUGAGCCUCCGACUGAACGGACGGAGAGUUGUGAUCCGAUUGAUAGCCUUGACUUGAAGAGACGAAUCAUUAGCAUUUUGUCCUAUUCGGAUACGGCCGAGUGCGAGAAGGAAUUGAGUAAACUACGCAAAGACAUGGCCAUGGCCAAGAUCCUCCGCGAUGCCGAAGGGAAAACGAAUCAAGGCCAAACCAACGAUGAGAGUGGAAGUCUAGCUGAUUCAACCCUCAGCACUGUCAGAAGACGAUUGCCCACCAGCCAACGACUCAGACGUUUAGGGGCGAGGAGUGAGGAUGAACACGGAGGAACAACCGAGUCUACUUUCACCACAGGGGAUCGAAACGCUCGACGAACUGCGGCCGAGGAUGAGGCCAGACGAGAGCGGAGGCGUCGCCGACGGGCAGCUCGGCGGGCUGAGCGAGAGCGAAGAAAUUCCGCCACUACAGCCACACUACAGCCGAAUGCUUCCACCACGGUGGCUGUGGCCACGGUCUUUGGUCAAGGACAAGGUACUCACAUUGCCACUGAUCAUGAAGAUACCACGGAGGGGGCAGUGCACUGCUUUCAGGACGAAUUUGGGCAUUGGCACUCCUACACAUUUGGCACUGAAAGUACCGGCUCCUCGAACGCCGUGAAUCCUAAUCCGACAGCCGUCAGCAGCCGCUUAUUGAACACUUUCCUUCAAAGUCGACCCGAUCCGAACGAUUCCCGAGGGUUGGAAAACAAAACAGCCUUCGACCCAACUCGAUCCCGAUCCCGGUCCAAUUCCAAUGUGAGUGCCAGCUCAGGCUUAACGGUGGUCUUGGACAGUCCCGGGAUGGGUCUUCAGCCCAACCGAACCACGUCAGAAGGAGAUGAUGCAUUUGCGUCGUCUUCCACACCUGGAUAUCAUUUCCGCAUGGGCAAUCCCUCGAGCCAACUCAGCCCGGGACGUGCUCACAUCUCGUUCCGAUCCCACCGCAAUCAAUUUCAUUCUCUUGCCGAGACGUUUCUCGAGCGAACGCGUCAUGCCGCUUCUGCUGCGGCCUUUGGCGGCACUCCCAACACAUCGAGUCUCGAAGGUGGACCGCCCAACACUUCUCUGCCCGCGAAUCAAGCCAUGGGGACCGCCAUAGCUCAUAGCUCUGUGGUCGACAGUGGACCCAAACUUGUGUUCACCGAGACAAUCAUGCCCAAGACCCGGAAGUUCUACUUGUUCCACGUUUUGCCCUGGUUUACAACGAAAGUCAAAUUUGAUCGAUUGGGUCUUUUAGCCUUUUUAGAUAAGAGCCCGACGUUUUUGGAGAAUGCUCUCUCCGUGCUCUUGGCGGUGGCCGUGGCCGUGUUUAGCGCCCUCAUUCUGAACCAAGAAUAUUACACUGACGUCUGGAUAUUCGUGUUCUGUGCAGUGACGGCUAGUUGUCAGUAUUCGCUCUUAAAAUCCGUGCAGCCCGACAGUGCCAGCCCGACGCACGGUUUCAACCGGAUCAUCGUGUACAGUCGCUCUGUGUAUUUCAUCCUGUGCUGCUCUGUCAUCCUUUUGCUCCAAGCUUGCCUGGACUACGGUUGGACCCUGAAUGCGUUCCAAUUGUACACCGUGUCUUUUCCCACUCAGUUUCAUUUGAGCCUGCUUCGCGACUCGCUGUACGCGUUCGUGUUGGGAUUUCCGAUUGUUUUCAUCCUCGGCCUUCUACCUCAAAUCAACACAUUCGUCAUGUACUUGCUAGAGCAAGUGGAUAUCCAUGUAUUUGGCGGGAAUGCUGCCUCAAGUCUGCUCUCGAGUGUGUAUUGUGUGGCCCGAAGCAUUUUGGCCGUGGGAAUUCUCAUCGGAUUCGCAUACGGUGGACUAACGGGCAAAGCUCAUUCUGAGAAUACUCAAGAGAUCCUUUUCUCCAUCUUCUGUGCCUUAGAAAUCACCUUAAGCUAUCACUUAUCCAGGAGUAGCUCCGAUCCGAGUGUGAUCUUGUCCCUGAUCAAGCGUCAACUUCUUAUGCCCGUUUUGUCAGAUGAGAGCUCUGUUCACGAUUCCCACGAAAUGGAAAGUCAAGCUCCCAAUCUCAGUCAUGUCACCACUCACCCAGAGACCGCAUCCUCACCCACUCUUUCCACCCACAGCAUCUGUGAUCCUCUGCCCAAGAAGUUGAGGGAUACCGUGAAUGCUCGCCUUAAGAACGACGCCCUGAUGUGUUGCGUCAUCGCUCUGGUCACGUUCUUUCUCCAUUGGAGCGGGUUCUUCCUGAAGCUCCAACCCAACUUGAACUACGUCCUCUGGAUCACGGCCGGAGUGGUCGGGUUCAUGUGUCACUACGUCUUGCCUCAGUUGCGGAAACAAUUGCCCUGGCUUUGUUUCUCGCAUCCAAUUCUCAAAAGUCACGAGUACGGAUUGUUCGAGGUCACUCAGGCAGCCAAGAUCAUGUGGUUCGAGCGGAUAUACUUGUGGGUCAAGAUCCUGGAGAAAUCCGUUCUGUAUCCUCUGAUCUUUCUCAGUGCACUCUCCAUGGACAUCAACUCUUUCAAGCAUAUGACCCACCCAUUCUGGGCGGCCAUCAUUCUCGUGGUGACUGGCCUGAAAUGCCUCCGCUCGAGCUUUUCCGAUUGUUCCAAGCAAUACUUUGUGCUCCUCGUGACGAUCCUAUUAUUUCAAUUCGAUCCCGGCUCCGGGACCAUCAUUGGCGAUGGUGGCCAUCGAGAGCGUGAUCCAUUCAUCAUCCACUACUUCCUGGUCAGCAUAGCCUUGCACAAGCUCCACGAGUUCUACCUGAAAGUACAAUUUGUCAUCACCUACAUUGCUCCGUGGCAAAUCACGUGGGGAUCGGCCUUUCACGCCUUCGCUCAGCCUUUCAGUGUGCCACAUUCCGCCAUGUUAUUUCUUCAGGCUGCCAUUUCCGCCCUCUUCUCCACCCCACUUAAUCCAAUCCUGGGAUCUGCUAUAUUCAUCACGUCAUACGUGAGACCGGUCAAGUUUUGGGAGCGUGAUUACAACACCAAGCGGGUGGAUCACUCCAAUACGCGCUUGUCUUCGCAUUUAGAACGUAAUCCAGGAGCGGACGAUAAUAACCUGAAUUCCAUCUUCUAUGAGCAUCUGACCCGAUCGUUGCAAGAGAGUCUGUGCGGCGAUAUCAUGUUGGGUCGUUGGGGAGCCGCCAUGCAAGGCGAUUGUUUUGUCCUGGCCUCCGAUUACCUGAACUGCUUGGUCCAUAUCAUCGAAAUGGCCAACGGUCUGGUCACGUUCCAAGUGCGAGGUCUCGAAUUCAGGGGAACCUAUUGCCAACAGCGCGAGGUCGAGGCCAUUUCGGAAGGUGUGGAGGAGGACUUGGGGUUCUGUUGUUGCGAACCGGGUCAUUGGCCCCAUAUGUUGAGUGUGAAUGCGGCUUUUAGUCAAAGAUGGUUGGCCUGGGAAGUGAGUGCCAUUAAGUAUGUGCUUGAAGGCUACUCCAUUUCGGAUAACUCGGCUCAGUCCAUCCUUCAAGUUUUCGACCUCCGCAAGGUUCUCAUCAACUACUAUGUCAAGAGCAUCAUUUACUACACCAUCCGCUCGCCCAAAAUCGAGGACUGGCUGGAUCAUCCGACCAUCAAGGAGGCGCUUAAGCCCAUGAAAGACAAACACUUUGUCGACUUGGACCCGCUUUUCAAUCUAAAUAUCGACGAAGAUUUUGACUUUCGAGCUUCGGGCAUUACUCGCUCCUCGUUUUGCAAUGUCUAUCUCGAUUGGAUUACGUUUUGUGCCGAACGCCGUGAAUCGGCCCCGGAUUUCUCGAAAGAAUCGGAUCUGGUAUCGUUGUGCUUCGCCUUGAGCCUUUUGGGCCGUCGAGCGUUGGGCGCAGCCUCGCACAAUUUCUUGACAUCUGUGGAGUUCUUUCUCUUCGGUCUGCACGCUCUCUUCAAGGGAGAUUUCCGAAUCACGUCCAUUCGAGACGAGUGGGUGUUUUGCGAUCUAGAUUUGCUAAAGAAAGUCGUCGCUCCGGGAGUGAGAAUGUCCGUGAAGCUCCAUCAAGAUCACUUCAUGUCCCCGGACGAAUACGACGACUCGAGUGUACUCUACGAGGCCAUUUCCACCCAUGAGCAAAACCUCGUGAUAUCGCAUGAAGGCGAUCCAGCUUGGCGCCAAGCCGUGCUUUCGGGGGCCCCCAGUCUUCUGGCCUUGCGACACGUGGUCGAUGAUGGAGCCGAUGAGUACAAGAUCAUAAUGCUGAACAAGCGCCAUAUCAGUUUCCGCGUGAUCAAGCUCAACCGCGAAUGUGUCCGGGGUCUUUGGGCGGGCCAACAACAAGAGCUCAUCUUUCUGCGCAACCGAAACCCCGAGCGUGGAUCCAUUCAAAACGCCAAGCAAGCCUUGCGGAACAUCAUCAACUCAUCGUGUGAUCAACCCAUUGGAUAUCCCAUCUACGUCUCCCCACUCACCACCUCUUUCUUAGACACGAACAAACAAGUGAACAAAAUCGUGGGCGGUCCUCUCAGUCUAACUGUGAUCAAGACCACACUCCUUCAGUGUUGGGAACGGAUCUGGAAGCGAUGCGGGGAAAGCUGCUCAAGUGGAAGCUCUCUGCCCGUGGACCAAGACAACGCCUUCUUUCCCGGGAUCAUUCCGCCCAUGAGUGGCGUGGCUCCCACCGAAGGCGACCACCCUGAGAGCGGCCUGGCCAGUCGAGGUGGGUCCCUGCCCAAUCCCACCCCCGGAAUGCAACGAACGAGUCAAUCCAGUCAACAUAGCACGGCAGCCUCGCUGUUGGCCUUGAACAAGCCCACAGUGGGCGGACCAGCCUUGGCCAGCUUAGCGGGGUUGCUCUCGCAGCAGCAGCAGCAGCAGAACGAUUCAUCGCCUUCACUAAGUCGGGGGUCCUCCAAGAGGCCGGAACCAAUUCUCAGAGCCAAGAUUGUGGAUUCCUUGCAAGUCUACGACAACAUCAACUUGGGUCGCCGGAUCGAUCCCAUUUGGCCGGAUGAGACUUGGCGAGCUCAAGGAGGAAGAAGCAACUGGAAGAAUUGGAUCCCGCUGGAUGAAAUGGAAGGGACGGUAGUUCAUAAAUGGAGUCCGUGCCACCGAGAGCCCGUCAAACGGUCCCAUGUGGACAAAGCCAUUGUUCUAUUGAAGAUCGACGAGAAAUACGUGCCCAUUGUGGAAACAGCCGUUUGCUACAUCCUCGAUGCCCCACAAGCCGCCUCGCAAUCGAAUCCAACCCAAGAGGAGGCACCCAAAGAAAAGUCGAUCAUCGAAGCGAGUAGUCAACAACCCGCCCCAGGUCGUCCUUGCACUGCUCAUGUGAUAUCCGAGGAUGUUGAGCCGGAGCCUCCAUCCGCGUCUUCAUCGCCACCGAUGUCGGACGGUGGUGUGUCUGAGAAAGCCGUUUAGUACUAAUAAUAUCACUAUCAUAAUUCAUCUUACUAGUUAUUCAGAAUAACCAAUAUCCUUGGCCGCCAACAGUACCAUAAGCAUCAGCGAAGAAAAAGAAAUUCCUUCAGUCUCAUUCAUAAACAUUUUCCGUCUCUGACUUGAUUUUUUUCUUCUUUCAUAUAAAAACGGGACUGUGUUUUGAUAAUGCAACAGGUCAACUA